Teleopsis dalmanni is the source of this 830-nucleotide messenger RNA. RefSeq lists its product as uncharacterized. Gene Ontology annotation, molecular function: protein binding. NCBI's taxonomy places the organism in Eukaryota, Metazoa, Arthropoda, Insecta, Diptera, Diopsidae. The transcript has 2 exons. Bases 144 to 830 code for a protein of 228 amino acids. The record is from RefSeq and is a predicted model, not a curated record.
UAAGUGUUUAGUAUGUUUGUUAAAAGUUUCAAAUUAAUAAUUCGCAAUAAAAACGUUAUUUAGACAAAUUAAUUAGAAAAGACGAAAGGUUCUCAAUAGAACUUAAAUAAUUCACUUCAAGUAUAAAAUAAAAAAUAUCACAAAUGUUUAUCAGAAAUCAACAUACAUUGCUAGAUACUACCAGCAGUAGCAGUAGUAGCACAAGCAGUGGAGGAGUAGUUGGAAGUGCCAGCAGCAGCAGUAUAGGUGAGAGCGGUAGCGCCGAACUGCUUUGCAGUUCCGGAAGCGGUCCUUCUGCUGCUUGUGAUGAUUGUAAUCCUACCACAAGUAAUAAUGAAACCGGAAAUAACAAUAAUGCAAAGAAAAAUCUUAAUCUGAGUUUGACCUUAAAUAACAAUAAUAACAACAAUAAUAACAAUAAAAAGCUUAUAAGUAGCAUUGGUGGUAUUGGUGGCAGCAUUUGGCGUUCAGUUACUUCUGCUUCCACAACCUCUUCAUCGACUUCAUCAGCUUCACCAACUUCAUUGUCUACUGGUAGCACUUCAAGUGCCACAGUGGAACGUUCUAAACAUUUAUUGAAAACUGUUUACUCUAGCGGUGCUAGUUUGGACGGUACCUUUUUUGGCAGCGGUGGAAGGGAUAGCGUUGGAGACAAUAGUGCUAUCAUAAAAAUGGACGAAGAUUCUAUGGAAGAGGAAGCAUCUAACACAUUCCUCAGUUCCGCAGAUCCUGAUGAUGAACUCAUUAAAAAACUGCCAAAAGAAAUCCUUUUACGUAUAUUUUCAUACCUGGAUGUGGUAUCUUUAUGCAGAUGUGCACAAGUAAGUUAA